This is a messenger RNA of Zasmidium cellare ATCC 36951, 1743 nucleotides long. RefSeq lists its product as uncharacterized. NCBI's taxonomy places the organism in Eukaryota, Fungi, Ascomycota, Dothideomycetes, Mycosphaerellales, Mycosphaerellaceae. The record is from RefSeq and is a predicted model, not a curated record. The coding region runs from base 1 to 1743 and encodes 580 amino acids. The transcript has 2 exons.
AUGACUUUCUCAUUGUUAUUGUGCGUGUGCUUUGCUACAUUCACAUCGAAAGCAUCCGCCAAUCUCCCUGUUGUGGACCUAGGGUACGCCGUCCACGAAGCCUUCUCGUCAGAUGAUGCAGGCGGCUACUACAACUUCACAAACAUCCGCUUCGGUGCGCCUCCUACCGGUAAUGCGCGGUUUCGCGCACCGAGAGUACCAUUUCAAGCCAACAGGCAGAUAACGAACGGAGGCUCCAACAACAUUGUCUGCCCCUCCGUCAUGCCCACUUGGAUGUACACAAUCAACCAGCAGCUUGGACUUCUCGAGACUGCUCUCCAGGAGCAGAACCAGACACUGUACAACGAUGUCCUCGAGGGUGUAGUUGUAAACGCUACGAUGCCAUCCAUCAGCACGUCGAGUGGACCAACGCCUGGGGAGAACGUCAGUGAGGAUUGCCUCUUUUUGGAUCUUGUGGUUCCUCAUAGCGUCUGGGAGAGUCGAAACAGCUGCAGCACGCAGAAGGCCCCCGUCAUUGUGUGGAUUUAUGGAGGUGGAUACGUCAACGGCAAUAAAAGGAAUGUGGGCAAUGACGACGUCAGCGCUGAUGUAGCUGGAGGUUUGGUGAGCCGAAGCAUCGAUGUUACGAACAGCACGAUCGAGCCGACCAUCGUAGUCCUGCCAAACUACAGACUCGGCCUCUUUGGAUGGCUUGCCGGAGAGCAGGUUGCAGCAGAUGGAACUCCCAAUGCCGCUCUGCUGGACCAGAGGCUGGCAUUGGAUUGGGUACAGAAGUACAUCCACCUCUUCGGCGGCGACCCAGACCGUGUGACGGUUAUGGGACAGAGCGCGGGUGGCGGAUCCAUCGAGCAUCACAUCACGUCGUAUGGAGAAGAAAGAAGCUGGCUUCCGUUCCAACGAGCGAUCCUGCAGUCGCCCAUCUUCUACCCUCAGCCUGCUAAUGAUAAAACGCCAAACGAUGUAUUUGAGGAAGUACUUACCCUGGCAAACGUUUCUUCGCUGCAUGAACUGCGGAACGCGACUACAGAUGUACUGCAGAGGGUCAACGAAGCCAUCAUCAACAACUCCAGCUACGGCUACUUCACCUUCGGACCCGUCGUCGACGGAGACUACGUGCCCGAUCUCCCAGGAAAGCUUUUAGCUGAAGGGAGAUACCACAAAAACAUCACCUGGAUGCUCGGACACAACCAAAACGAUCCCUUCGUGUUCGUCUCCCCAGCAAUAGCCAACACAUCGAGCGCAUUCACCGACUCAGUCAUCAAAGCAUACCCUGAAGCCAACGCAUCCACCGUCUCCUUCAUCACAGACACCCUGUUCCCGGAUGACUACACUGGCAGUGAAGGCUACAUCACCACCUUCGGCCGGCAGGAGCACUUCCUCAAUGCCUCGCAAAUAGUCUGCAACAAUCUCUUCCUCGCGCAGAGCGAGUCGCAUAGGACUUACUGGUAUAACUUCGACGUCCCGCCUGCGUAUCACACUCAAGACUUGGCGUAUACCUGGUCCGCAUACCCACCAGUGUCGUAUGAGGGAUUCGAUACAGGGGUUGCGGCUUCGUUGCAGGAGUUGAUACUCUCGUUCGCUGCGGGUGAUGUGCCGUCAUCGAGGACGGCUAAUGUAUCGUUUCCGGCGUAUGGCGCGAAUCGCUCUGUGUUGAAUCUGGGCCCGGAUGGAGUGUCGCGGUCGAUUGAUCGUACUGAGAGGAAUGUUUGUGCUUGGUGGCAGGCGGCGCCUUAUGCCUCUUGA